AUGCGUUAUCAGAAUUGGGACGUUCUCAUGUUUCCACAUGAAUUAUGCAAGAUCCCAAUGCAAGAGUUCAAAACUUCCUGUCAAGUUGUUCAGGACCACGAAGUCCAUUACUCGCAGACCACUGCUCUGAUACUUCCUAUGGUUACUUGUUUCAUACCAAGCUUAGCUGCUGGAGAGCCCUUCCGAAUUUCUAUCCAUUCUUGGCAAAAUCCCGAAGCCAGCCGUUAUGUACAACAUAUCAGCAAUAGAAAUGCGGAAUAUGUUAUGUUUGAAGCUCGUGUAUUUGUGGAUGGACAGAUUGCUGGUACUAAGCUCUUUCAUCGAAACGGCCCUUGGCCAACAGUUCUCGAAACUAGUGUUGGUAAUAAAAUCAUUCUUCUUUUUCACCUGUACCUAAGCUCGAUAAACAGGGAGAUUGCAAAAAACUCGAGUUUCCUGCCUUCCAUCGAGAACUUCUAUCGCAAAGUUAUUGGAACCCGGGAGACGACCCUCGGACGUGUAAAAGUAGUGGUAUCGGAAGGUAUUCCAAGAGAUAAUAUUUUCUAUGCCUUCGAGCGUAUCAAGAACUUAGUAGCUUUCUCGUUUCAGCAUGCUCCAUUAGACGUCUUGGAAGCUUCUUCGAUUGCAUGGCCAAAUGCGGCCAUGUGGCGCCAGGUAUCUCUUGUUGCACCUAUCUACAAUCAGCAUCCAUCGCCGAAACGGGUUGAAGAGGAUCACGAGGCUCAUGCCCAUUCUCCACGAAAGUCACAAAACAUAGAUUUCUUGUCUUCGCAAUCCAACUCUAUGCCACCACCAGCAGCACCAUUCUCAAAACCUCCAAAUUCGACCCAUUCACUGCUGACUCACACGUCCUGCCUUUGCAGGCUGGCGUCUGAUUCUAGUGGACAGGCAGGUAUAUGGGCGCAUACGAAUCUCUCUGUGAAGCAUUACUGGCCACCUGUACCUGUUAACACACCACAGAAUGAAUCUGAAAUGACAUCGGCAAACAUAAUUUCACUUCGACAGACGUCUUUGCAAAGAGUAUCUAGCAGAGUCGGCCCCGUUGAUCGUGUAACAAUACCACGCGCAAUCGGUGCACUGGAUGCACCCGAAGGACUAGUAUCUCAUAUCGAAGAGGCUCGACUCCGUGACUCUAGAAGAUUGAGCUCUUCUUCGCUGAGUUGUGCUAACAAGGAGAAUGAAAGUCGAAGUCCAGCAGCUCCAUCGGAAAGCACUGGUCUUAACAAUCAGAGAACUGCAAGUGAUGGUUCUACUAGAAGAACGUCUAAUCUUUUUACAUCCACCAAUGCAAUUGGCACUAAAAGACAAAGGAACGUUACUCCUGCUUCCUCAAAGGCCAUUGAUGAUGAAGAUGAGCCAAGAUCCUCUCCCUCGUUGAGAAAGGUCUCGAGGCAAUCAAAUGCCAGUGGGAAUGGGAGGGGAAAGGAUGCUGAAAGAAGAGUUUUAAGUACCGUUGAUAAUGCUUAA
Molecule: messenger RNA, 1467 nt
Organism: Botrytis sinoallii
Lineage: Eukaryota; Fungi; Ascomycota; Leotiomycetes; Helotiales; Sclerotiniaceae
Exons: 7
Coding region: 1-1467 (488 amino acids)
Source: RefSeq, a predicted model, not a curated record